Molecule: messenger RNA, 932 nt
Organism: Cryptotermes secundus
Lineage: Eukaryota; Metazoa; Arthropoda; Insecta; Blattodea; Kalotermitidae
Exons: 3
Coding region: 89-415 (108 amino acids)
Source: RefSeq, a predicted model, not a curated record
AUAUAUAACUACUGAUAGAUGUGUAUCCACCAUUGCAAUAGAACAAAGCGCUCUGAAAUAAGAACUAAUUACUAAAAGGAGGUUAAGAAUGGAAGGAAUCAAGACAUUCAUGUUGGUUCUCAUGCUAGCCAUUCUGGCGGGACUGUCUCACCACGCAAGAGCAGCCACGCAGAGUCCAUGGUGCGCAGCCAGGUGCGUGGCCCCGAAAUGCCACGUCACUUCGCGAGACUUCUGCAAGACUCACCCAGGCACCGUGUACGAGCCAAAAGGAGGCUUCUGUGGCUGCUGUCCCGGUUGCGUUAGAUAUGUCGAUGUCGGCGGUUCGUGCUCUGAUCCACGAUUGAAUGGAUUUUACGUGAAAUGUCGAAAUUCUACGUGCAACAAUGACACUAAAAAAUGUGAAGCUUCUGGGUAACGUGACACGAAGAGUCAGCACUUCCUGAUUUCUUAGCCGAACCUUCUUAACGUAUUUUGUAAACGAACACAGAAUCGUGACAUAACUUACAUUUGUGAUACAAUAUCUUUAUUCGCCGCGAAAUUAAUUGUACGUUUCACAGUCAAUUUGAACAGCUCUGCAGAAUAGACUUAUCUGUGGAUCUUUAAAACUGACUCUGAAACAUUAUAUUUUAUAGCGAAUUUCUUUAUACCACCACGAAAACUGAUACGUCACGAAACUGGAUAUGUUUAUCUUAAUAUUAAAUUGUUUGAUGUGUUGCUUGGGUUCAGGUUUAAUAUAUAGGACUACACGAGUUCGUAAUGACAAUGUAUAUUAAUGUUAUCUUAUUGUCAUAAUUAUUAUAUAUCGCCGUUAUUGAUUGAAAUGUUAAUAUAAUUAUUGUCAACUUUAUGGUUUUCUUUAAGGGCGAAUGUAUUAGCAGCACAUGUUCUAAAUAUAUGACAAACAAAAUAAAGCAAAUUUAUUCAAAAUCGCA